AACAAAUUGAGGCGACGGACAGCCUAGGGAGUAGUCCAGCCCAGAGUCACCAUCAGAAAGCUUGCAAGGCCGGUAUUCUAUUUUUCGUUCUGUUUCCGUCAUUAUAUUCUGACAACUGCUCGCCCAUCAACUUCCCAUGCUCUGCGACCCGCCAGAAAACCACCCCUCGCUGUAGGCGGUUGAUGCAUUCUCCUAUCAAAUACACGACGCGCCAUGGACAACCACCGCAUAACGCCAGGGGCCAAGCAGGUCGCAAUCGACCAAUGGACUCGGUUUAUAUACAGAUGUCUAGCGCGCCGUCUUGAUCACGCCAAGUUCGCGUCUUUUGUUCCCUACCUUCGGUCGAAGUACUCUCUCCCUCCAUCUGCGAUCGCAGACUUGUUCCUCCGACCGCAACGCAACGAUCAUGAUUACCUCGAUCCUCGCAUUCCCCGAUAUCUCCAAGUUCUUACAGAACUGCGAUACAUCGACACUCCCUCAAUUCUAAAAGCCUUGUACAGGUAUUCGACGUCCCACAAGCAAGCACGGAGCACCAAGGAACGGCAACAUGGCAAUAAAGACACGGCGUCCGACACGGAUACUUUGCGAUGGGGAAGCUCCUACGGGGCGGAGGAGGUCAUGUUCUACCGCCUUACGAAGGCUGUGGCACAAGGGUCUGCCGUUUCAGAUCCCGCCGAGGCCUUGGAGAUUGCCAGGAUCAUGUCCAAGUGGAUGACCCUCUUCACGGAUGCAUCUACGGCCUUCGCCGUGGACGCCAUGGGUCAGUAUCAACCCCACCAGGCGCGGGACGAGAUGGAGUCUGCCCGCGCUGCUUUCGUGGCAUUGCUGCUCGGGGUUUGCGAAAAUCAAGUUGUACUAAAAGCGUUGGGGAGGCCGCAAGCCGAAGACGUUCGAAAAGAAAUGUCACGCAGUCUUGCCAACUUCGUCCCCACCAUUAUGCAUAACGCUGGUCGAAUUGCCACGCGACUUGAUCUCUUCCGAACCAACACACUCGCCAGUUUUGAACCGGCAGAUGAGAAGAAAGACGCAGCGAAUACCGAGUUGGAUCACCUGCUAGACACUACCGUUGACCUAGAGAACUUUGUGAUACCCGACAUACCUAUUGCAAACACAAGGGCAGCGCUGUACAUCUAUCUGAGCGCUGCGCUCGUUGGCCGGCCCCUCCUCGACGACGUAGCAAUCUUCAGCUAUCUGCAUAAUCGAUAUCAGGGAGACGUGCAAUCCAGCACCAUCGAUCUGAUUCUUGCAUCGUUUGAUGUCCUGGCCAACGCCGUGUAUCGGAACGAGGGCAGCAAAACUGCCCAUUUGCUGCGAUCGUAUCUCAUGAACAAGCUCCCUCUUCUCAUCUCCCAACUCAGUGAACACAUGUUUCCGCCCCUGACCGCCGAAUUCUGCAUUACGGAAGCUCUCCGCCAUGUAGAUACCAAUGCCUUCCCGACCCUUUCGUCCAUGUUUGAUGAGAGUAGAAACAACAACCCUUUUACCGACUCUGUUCGUGAGGACUUUUGCUGGGCUUGCUGCCUGCACGGGCUCCUUCGAGAGAGCAGCAUCGAGGCCAUAUUGGGCGAGACGCCCUACCAGUCUCUCCCAUCCAGGGGACGGUAUGUGAAAGACGCCCUCGUGGCGGAGUGUCUCUCCGAGCCGGAACGAAUCCAAUCUCUCGUCGGAGAACUGGACGGCAUGGAUGGUGAUGUGGGCGCCAUCUGCCAAGCUCUGAUAGAGGUUCUGGGCCAACUUUGUCGGAAUAAAGACACAAUGGCUCUUAAAAUCCUGUGUAGCCAGUUGGCCAGGAAGCCUCUGGCUCUGGAUGUGAUUUUGCUCUUCGAAAAACCAGCAGCUAUUCUGCACCCGCUAUGCGAACUCUUGGACAACUGGAAGUACGAGGAAGACCAAGGCGAAUACCAACCCGUGUACGAGGAAUUUGGCUCAGUCUUACUGCUUCUUCUCGCCAUCGCCUACCGCUACAAUCUUUCAGCGUCCGAUGUAGGAGCAAAGUCGGCCGAGUCAUUUGUGGCCAAGUUGCUGUAUCAGGGCUCGCUCAGCCGACCGUCAGACAGCUUGACCGACGAAGCGAAGGGACAUCUUGACGCUUGGAUUCGCGGACUGUUUGACCAAGAUGCUGGAGGUCUAAGUGAUGAUCUGAUUUCAUGCUGUACGCCUCAGGAGUUCUACUUGUUAGUCCCCACAUUGUUUCAACACAUAGUCAUGGCCUUCCGGACCGGCCAUCUGUCUGAGGAUGGCCUCAAGGGUGGGGUCGAAUAUCUCGUCGAUACCUUUCUCUUACCGUCCCUCGUGAUGGCGAUAACUUAUCUCACCAACUCGCUAUGGGUAGACGUCCAGAACCAGAAGGCGAUUAUCCGAAUUCUCCACUUUGUGCUUCAACCCAGCACCAUAUCUAACGAUGCAUCAACGAUGCACCAAUCGGUUUUGAACAUCAUAGCAAAACCUCUCGAACAUUCUCUUCGAGCCUACCAGCGUCAAGACCCCAAAUGCCAGGAUAUUGAACCUCUGCUUCGAGCAUUGAAGGACAGCAUACCUCUGUCACGGCAAACCGGCGGGGCGGAUCAGAACGAGCUCGAAGCCUGGACCACCACCCCGAACGGAGGCCUGACGACUGCCGUCCGGAAUACAAUACAGGGGUUCGUGCAGUGGAGCCUGCAUCCUGGCAUCAACGUCAUGCCCACCUCGUACACGCACCGACAGACUCUUGCGGCUCACAAGAUCCUUGGAGCCAAGAGAAUCUUAUAUCUACUAUUCGACGAAAUCAAACAACACUCGGAAACCGGCAACGCCAGCAUCAUCUACGACAUCGCGACGGCGUUGAUAUGCGCCCCGGACGUCAACAACGACCACGAGGUAUCGGUGACGGGUUUCUUGGAAGACUCGGGAGGCAUGGGGGCUCUGGUACAAAGGAGAUUGACGCUGCGCGACGUUCUCAGACACGAGGCUGAGGGCUGCCGCAAGCGUCAGAAGACAGACAUGCCCUUGGCCGAGCUGGUGACGAGGCUAUACCGAAAAGUCGAGGCCCAGAUGACCGUCUCCCGCGUGGAAGCCAUCGAAGCUGAGACCAUGCUGCAAAACAGUCUCGAUCUUGGGCUGGACAGCGGGUCGCAGUCGAUGGAUAGCGCCAUGGCCGCUGCGGCCGCCACGGCAACGGCCGCGCAGGGGGGCGGCAUGGCCGUUGACGGCGUCGGGCUUGAUCUCGGAAUGGGCGGGAUGGGUGGCAUGGGCGGCAUGGGCGGCGACGGGGGACUCGGAGAUCUGGGCAACACGGGGGGGUCAUUGGGAUUGGGUAGCGACGAUAUAUUUAGUAGGCUCUCCGGCGGGGGCGAUUUUGAUUGGGAUUCUAUGGAUCUCGGAUGAUAGAGAACCCAACUUUAGACACUCGAGACAAAUUCUCAACAAUAAUAAUCAGUACUUCUUCCAAAUGGGG
Sodiomyces alkalinus F11 is the source of this 3433-nucleotide messenger RNA. RefSeq names its product mediator of RNA polymerase II transcription subunit 5. Lineage: Eukaryota; Fungi; Ascomycota; Sordariomycetes; Glomerellales; Plectosphaerellaceae. The transcript is spliced from 6 exons. Gene Ontology annotation, molecular function: transcription coregulator activity. Gene Ontology annotation, biological process: regulation of transcription by RNA polymerase II. The record is from RefSeq and is a predicted model, not a curated record. Bases 214 to 3363 code for a protein of 1049 amino acids. Gene Ontology annotation, cellular component: mediator complex.